Capsella rubella is the source of this 1122-nucleotide messenger RNA. Its product is annotated as putative F-box protein At1g12190. The record is from RefSeq and is a predicted model, not a curated record. NCBI's taxonomy places the organism in Eukaryota, Viridiplantae, Streptophyta, Magnoliopsida, Brassicales, Brassicaceae. The transcript has a single exon. Gene Ontology annotation, molecular function: protein binding. The coding region runs from base 1 to 1122 and encodes 373 amino acids.
AUGUUGCAUGAGAAUCUUCCCGGGGAAUUGAUGGAGGAGAUACUCCAUCGUGUUCCAUCUCUAUCUCUUUCCCGGUUCAAAACCGUUUCCAAAGAAUGGAACACACUUUUCAACGACAAGACAUUCAUCAACAAGCACUUGGCUGUUGUCCGUCCUGGAUUCCUUUUAUGGACCAAUUCCAAGGUUUAUUCCGUAGGUGUCAAUCUCAACGAUGAUCCAAAAAUAGAGCUACGUGAGUUGACCUUAGGUAUUCCAGAUUUUCCUGAUCAUAAGACUACAAGCUUUCUUCCUUGCAAUGACUUAUUGUUUUGCGCCUCAUGGUGGUGGCAAAAUAAAGCGGUUGUUUGGAACUCGUCGCUGAGACAAACUAGAUUUAUUGAGUCGGAGGAAAAACAUUUCAGGUUUGGUGGCAUAGGAUACAAUGGUGAUGAACCCGGAGAGGGUUAUCAUAUAUUUGGAUAUAGUAAUAGUCGACGAAGUAAUCAUUUAGAAAAAUCUAUGUUUUACAAAAAAAUGUCUAUCUACAAGUUUGGAAGCAAUGCGUGGAAUUGUAUUAAUGAUGUUCAUGAAGAAGAGACUUUCAUAGGAGGAUCAGAUUCAUUAGAAAACAAUGUGUCUUUGAAUGGAAAUUUGUAUUGGGCUGUUUCUAACUUCACGAUUCCUGAAUAUGUUAUCCACAGUUUCGAUUUUUCGAAAGAGAUGUUCAAAAUCUUUAGCGUUCUACCAUGGAAGAAGAAGAAAUUUGAUAUGCCAGUACUCUCAGUUUAUAGGGGAGAUCGGCUUUCAGUACUAAAUAAGUUUAGAGGAACAGGUAACAUCGAGAUUUGGGUGACGAAGAACAAGGUUAAUGAGGACGUGGAGAAUGUGGUGUGGAUGAUGUUCAUGACACUUUCAAUACCUAUUUAUAAGGGCACUUGCCCAAGUUACUUCAUCAAUGAUAUCUACGAAAAGAGUCUCGUCAUUUGUUGUAGCGACGAAAGUGGAAAGGGUUGCAUUUAUAUUGUGAAGGGAGAUGCAACGAAAAAGAUUCAAAUAGAUUUUAAUGUUAUUGAGUUUAGUCAUUGUUUCUAUGAUCCCAGUUCGAUUCCUAUCUCUUCCGAUCCAGAAACAAACAAUAAUUAG